UACUUUACAGAACACUCUCUGUUUUGUUUUUGUUUUUGUUUUUUUAUCAAUCAAUGGCCACUGAUAGAGAGAAUCUACUACUCUCAGAUGAUCACGAAGAAACGGCGGCGUUUUGUGGAUGUGGGUAUUUUCGUAAACUAUGUGUAGUCCGGUGGAGACGGCGAAGAGGAGGAGGAGACGACGACGAAGAGGCGCGUCUCCACCAUGGUCAUCGCGGCUCUUUGCAAGAAGAAAGAGGAGUAGUAAAUUGGGGGAUUGAGAAACUUAAGGGGCUAAAAGAGAUUUCUGAGAAAAUUGCGGGGCCGAAGUGGAAAAACUUUAUAAGGAGUUUUAGUCAUAGUAGGAAGAAGAUGAGGAGAGAUGUUGAUUUCACUUAUGAUCUGAAAAAUUAUAGUCUUAAUUUUGAUGACGGCGGUGAUGGUGGUGGUAGCCAAGAUCCUUCGCCGGAGAGGUUUGUAGCUCCGCUUGUUAUUAAAGUUUGAUAUUUUUUUUGUAUUGUUUUUUUUUUAAUAUAAUGUUAAUACAAAGAUACCUAAAGGGUUUAUAAUUAAUUUCGUAUUAAAUUAGGUCUAAUUUUGAUGUUC
Messenger RNA from Capsella rubella, 584 nucleotides. RefSeq lists its product as uncharacterized. Bases 54 to 482 code for a protein of 142 amino acids. The transcript has a single exon. NCBI's taxonomy places the organism in Eukaryota, Viridiplantae, Streptophyta, Magnoliopsida, Brassicales, Brassicaceae. The record is from RefSeq and is a predicted model, not a curated record.